GGUUCAGAUUUGCCGAUGGGCAUGCCAAGCGUAAAAUCAGAGCCGUUGCUCUCCAAUCCCCAUCAGAUCCGGUUCCGCCCGGCCGACUACUCUCUCCUGCAGCGCAGCCGCGCCGCGCCGCGCCCGGGCGCCGCAAUUCGUCGAACAGUUGCCGCGCGCGCUUCCUCCCCCGCGGCCACCAGGGCACCAUGGCGUCCGCCGCGCGGGCUCUGGGGGCGCUUCUCCACAGGGCCUCGUCUCUGUCCUCCUCCGCUUCCGCUCUCCGGAGAGCCUCUGUCCUCCGCGGGAAUGAAGCUAUGGGCAACGCCGGCCUGUUCCGGAGGCAUGAGGCGAGGCGAAGGAUUUCGACGUUCCAGCCGCUCUGCAUGGGACGACGCUCCUGCAAGAUCGCCGGACGGAAGCAUUAAGAAGGGUGGCCCAAGCCCUUCAUCCAACACAGCUUUAGCAGCAAUAUUGGAGAAAGCUAGGGAACUUGAUAUCCCCAGAGAAAUUUUGGAGCGUAACAUCAAAAGGGCAUCAGAAAAGGACCAAAAUACUUACACGGAAAAGGUUUAUGAGGUCUAUGGUUUUGGUGGAGUAGGUAUGAUUGUCGAGGUCCUAACUGACAAAAUUACAAGAUCAGUUGCUGACAUUAGAAAUGUGGUAAAAGACUGCGGAGCAAAAUUGGCUGAUCCCGGGUCUGUUACCUUCAGAUUCAAACAAGCUCGAGUGGUCAACAUAAAAGUUACUGAUGCUGAUAAGGACCAACUGCUCUCCGUUGCGUUAGAUGCUGGUGUUGAUGAUGUCCUUGAACCAAAUUUUGAUGAUGAUGAUGGUUCUGAAGAAGAAAUAGAAAGGUUCUACAAGAUAGUUACUACAUCAGAAAACUAUCCAGUUGUGCUAUCAAAGCUACAAGAGGAAGGAGUGAAGUUUGAAACUGAUAAUGGCUACGAACUUCUUCCUCUCAACCCAAUUGAGGUGGAUGACGAGGCCAUGGAACUAAACAAGGAGCUUGUAUCAAAAUUGCUAGAGCUUGAUGAUGUUGAUGCUGUCUAUACAGACCAAAAGUGUGAGUGAAUUGAUGAGCUAUAGUCUACAGCUUUCAAUUCAAGACACUUGAUGACCCUUUGUAGAGCGUGUUCACUUCUCAUCCAUUUACGGGAUAAAUAUUGAUAGUUGACCUCAUGAUGCUUGGCAAUUGAGCAUUACCAAUUUUACAGUUCCUGAAAACUGGACUUGAUGAUACAACAUAUUUUAAUACGUCAGCAUACUAGCGUAAUCUCAAACCUUGGAUUUUUGCCCAUCCAUUCCGUUUUCUGGAAAUUUCUUUGUUCAGAUAGCAGAUCUGAGAAGUCAUUGUAAAAUAAUAGCAUAACACUGACCCACUUGUGGUCGUGAUGAGCACUAUAAUGAAAAUGCAAAAUGCUUUGGCACA
Panicum virgatum (switchgrass) is the source of this 1414-nucleotide messenger RNA. Its product is annotated as probable transcriptional regulatory protein At2g25830. The record is from RefSeq and is a predicted model, not a curated record. The transcript has 6 exons. Lineage: Eukaryota; Viridiplantae; Streptophyta; Magnoliopsida; Poales; Poaceae. Bases 16 to 1056 code for a protein of 346 amino acids. Gene Ontology annotation, cellular component: chloroplast.